AUGGCGGCAUAUCCACGCAUGGACCCGUACAAAAGGUCCAGAUAUGAGCAGGGUAUAGAUGCCAAGAUCGUGGUCAUGGGUAACACAGGCGUUGGCAAGACGAGCUUACUGCAGCGCUACACCCAAAAUAAGUUUGAUCCCAGGAACACGACCUCGACGACCGGCGCAUUUUUUGUUACGAAGAAGGUUUAUGUCGAUGGUAUGAAGGUCAGGUUACAACUAUGGGAUACAGCAGGUCAGGAGAGGUUUCGGAGUAUGGCACCUAUGUAUUAUCGAGGCGCGAAUGCGGCGCUUUUAUUGUAUGAUAUCACGAGCGCCGUUUCCUUCGAAGACGUGCGCGGAUGGCUAGAGGAACUGAAGAAAAACUGUUCAACCGAUCUCAUCAUUUACAUCGUCGGCUCCAAAGCGGACCUCCAACAUUACAAACAAGUCUCCUCUGACCUCGCCCGUCUUUCUCUUCACCGUUGGUUCCCUCCACCGCGACCGCCAACGCCGCCGCCACCACCUCAACCAUCAACUUUCUCGUAUAUUCGCCCGCGCUUUACCUCCUUUACUUCGAUCCCUCGCUCUACAGGCGCACUUGCUCUCAAUCGGGCAAAGUCGACUAAUGGGGCUUUGCAAACCUCACGCUUUGGCUCUCAUAAUGGCAGCCGGGCUUGGGCGGACGCCGGAGACCAAGACACCAAUAGCUUGAUUGAGGAUUAUUACGAAGACGAGGAUGAUGAUCGUGAAUGGGGUUUGGAACCAGGUAUGGAGUUGUUCGAGGUUUCUGCCAAGGAUGACCUAGGUAUCCAACAGCUGUUUGAUUCCUUGAUCGGCGCUAUCAUCCAGAAAAAGGAUAGCAUAGAGCAGGAGAAUGAGAUGAAGCGUAGGGACAGUGUAUUUCUGACACCGGCAGUCAAUCCGCCCACUUGGACUACGCAAGCCGAAGAAGAGGAGGCUCGGGAGAAAGCCGCUUCGCGUUCAGGAGCCUGGAGCUGCUGUCAGACAUAG
Molecule: messenger RNA, 993 nt
Organism: Heterobasidion irregulare TC 32-1
Lineage: Eukaryota; Fungi; Basidiomycota; Agaricomycetes; Russulales; Bondarzewiaceae
Exons: 6
Coding region: 1-993 (330 amino acids)
Molecular function (GO): GTPase activity; GTP binding
Source: RefSeq, a predicted model, not a curated record